Messenger RNA from Chanos chanos (milkfish), 684 nucleotides. It is a transcript of the gene bhlhe23, whose product is annotated as basic helix-loop-helix family, member e23. The record is from RefSeq and is a predicted model, not a curated record. Bases 1 to 684 code for a protein of 227 amino acids. The transcript has a single exon. Gene Ontology annotation, cellular component: nucleus. Gene Ontology annotation, biological process: positive regulation of transcription by RNA polymerase II; axon development; sensory organ development. Gene Ontology annotation, molecular function: protein dimerization activity; DNA-binding transcription factor activity, RNA polymerase II-specific; E-box binding. NCBI's taxonomy places the organism in Eukaryota, Metazoa, Chordata, Actinopteri, Gonorynchiformes, Chanidae.
AUGAAUGUCGGAGAAGAAAAUUUGCUGAAAUCCAUCAGCAACGACACUCUCUUGGACCUGACUCAACGGUACGGCCAAUCUGCCUUCAGCUUUGGAGCUGGCCAUGGUACUGGUAGUCCGGGACGCUACCCGCUUACCCCUGCUGCCGACUUUCUCUCUGGUCAGACGGCUAAGUCGAAUGAGAGCGGCGGAGAGCAAACCAGUGACGACGACGAUGGUUUUGACCACCUGGACUCCAGAAAGAGAAGUUCGGGCUUCGACGACGACAAACACUCAACCAACCUCGCCAAGAAGCCAAAGGAACAGAGGUCGUUAAGGCUGAGCAUCAACGCAAGAGAACGGAGACGGAUGCACGACCUCAACGAUGCUUUGGACGGCUUGAGGUCUGUGAUUCCGUACGCGCACAGUCCGUCGGUAAGAAAACUAUCCAAAAUUGCCACUUUGCUCCUUGCGAAGAACUACAUUCUCAUGCAAGCACAGGCUUUAGAGGAAAUGCGACGACUGGUGGCAUACCUGAAUCAGGGACAGAGCAUAACGUCGCCCAUUCCAGCAGCUUUGGCGCCCUUUGGACAAGCCGCCGUGUAUCCCUUUUCGGGUACGGCACUUGCUACUUGCGCUGAGAAAUGCUCAUCUUACUCUGGGACACCGAGUAGUCUUUUCAAACACUGCAACGAUAAGCCUUGA